Molecule: messenger RNA, 375 nt
Organism: Aspergillus mulundensis
Lineage: Eukaryota; Fungi; Ascomycota; Eurotiomycetes; Eurotiales; Aspergillaceae
Exons: 3
Coding region: 1-375 (124 amino acids)
Source: RefSeq, a predicted model, not a curated record
AUGCUAGAAAUUUCUCUCCCAAACUACCCCGACUUCUCUACACAAGCAUUUCUCGACCAUCGCCCCACGGACUGGAAGCCCCUCGCAGAAGUCGUCGCAGGUGUUACGGACACCGGACCUACCUUCAAGAACCUGCUUCCGCUGAAAGCUGCUGGAGAUACUUGCAAGAACGAAAAUCUACCGCUGCUAGGCCCUGGAGACCGCAACAAGAUACCGAUGGCAGGGUCCGCCGAGGCUAUCCAUUCAUGCUCGGUAGAGUCCGCUUCGGAUUGGGUCAGUUCUCCUGUACACUACGAGCGAAACUUCUGCACCCCAAGUUCGCGUCUGCCGAGCCUCCUUGAUGGCAAUCACAAGACUAAGCGCCCACUUGGUUAA